UCCUUUAGAUCCGACUCCAAUUGAAUUCUAGGGCUAGGGUUUUCACUGUCGUUCCUCGAAUCUCGUCGUCGACUCUUCAGAUCUGAUCAUCUGACCAUGAUACCCGUAUAUUUGUCGUUCACAACUCCCUCCAAGCUCGGCGUUCCUCGAAUCUCGUCGUCGACUCCUCCCUCGAAGGUCGCGAUCCCGUGAAGGUCGUUGUCAGUCGGAGAUCGUCGUUUACUCAAACCUCGACUGUCUUCCCUCUCAAGUUAUCAAAACAUCAGUGUCUUUGUUUCUCUCGUCAGCUAAGAACAUUGCCCGGGGUUUUUUUAUUUCUGAAUUGGUGGAUAGCCAAGGAACAUAGUUCAUGGACUUGAAUGCAUCACCGUUGCCUGAAGAUGAUGAACAGUCAUAUGAACAGUCGUAUGAAGAAUAUGUUGAUGAUGCACAACAACCAUCAGAAUCAGUGCAAACCAUGCUUAGGGAGCGUGAAGAAAGGCGUCGUCGGUUGAAAAGAGAAAACAGGGAUGAAGGUCCGAAGCAGUUUUCAGAACCUUCUAGGAAUGAUUAUAUGCAUCAAAAUAGAACUUCCAGAGGUUAUGGAAGGGUUAGGCAGCUCCCACAAGGUUGGUUGGAUUGCCCUUCACAUGGACAACCCAUAGGAUAUAUGAUACCUUCAAAGGUUCCUCUAGAUGAGUCUUAUAAUGAUUUAGUGGCUCCUGGCAAGAGAUAUUCUUCGAAACAAGUGAUAAAUUCCCUGAGAAGAAAUCAGCGGGAACUUGGUUUGGUGAUUGAUUUGACAAAUACAACACGGUACUAUUCACCAUCUGAAUGGACAAAGCUGGGUAUUAAGCACAUCAAGAUCCGAUGCAAGGGGCGGGAUGCUGUACCAGAUAAUGAGUCUGUCAAUUCAUUUGUCUAUGAGGUACUCCUAUCAUAUGCAACUUCUUUGCUUGUUGUUUGCAUUAUGGUUAAGUAUUGAUUGUGUUUUGCCAUA
Messenger RNA from Asparagus officinalis (garden asparagus), 979 nucleotides. Its product is annotated as mRNA-capping enzyme-like. Gene Ontology annotation, biological process: 7-methylguanosine mRNA capping. The coding region runs from base 350 to 964 and encodes 204 amino acids. The transcript is spliced from 6 exons. The record is from RefSeq and is a predicted model, not a curated record. Gene Ontology annotation, molecular function: mRNA guanylyltransferase activity. Lineage: Eukaryota; Viridiplantae; Streptophyta; Magnoliopsida; Asparagales; Asparagaceae.